CUGUCAUGCGUUCUUUUGAAAGCUUGUUUGUAUCUCAAGUUGAAGAAGCAAUACCAGGAAUAUCCGGAACCGAGGUGGAUGCAAGGAAAGAUAAGCACUUUGUCAAGUGGUUAAAAGGACAGGUUGAUUAUGACGAUCCAUAUUAUCCUGUAUGGUUUCAUGAUUUGAUCCAAGGUCCAGUAGCAAAGGUCACCACAUCAUCUAUGUACUUCACACGAGGUUUCACUUUUCAUACAUAUGAGUAUGGGAGACGUCGGGCAACAAGCAACUACGGGAUAUGUGUGAAAGGUGAAACAGACUUUUACGGGAUCUUGCAAGAGAUUAUUGAAGUGGAAUUUCCAGGGUUGUUGAAGCUAAAAUGUGUCCUCUUCAAAUGCGAGUGGUUCGACCCGGUGGAGAACCGUGGUGUUCGGUUUAACAAAUUUGGUGUUGUGGAUAUCCAUUCUGGGAGAAGAUAUAACAAAUUCGAGCCUUUCAUCUUAGCUUCCCAAGCCGAACAAGUUAGCUUCCUUCCAUACCCUCGCCUUCGAAGUUCUGGGAUAAAUUGGUUAACUGCUAUCAAAAUAACACCUCGUGGACGAAUUGUUGCUGGAGAAGAACCACCUUUGCAAGAAGAAGAUGCAAUCAAUGAAGUUGAGGUACCUGAUCAACAAACUGAUGAAAUUCUUUUGAUCGACCCGGAUAACCGUCAAUAUGAAGAUCUUCCCGAAGAUGUGACGGAUGAAGCACGUGAAGAUGAGUUCGAUAGAAGCGAUGAUGAUCAUUGUAGUGAUGUUGAUGAGAACUCAAACGAUUCUUCAUGAUGUAAAAUAUGUAACAAAUGUUGAUUUUUAUUAGAAGAUCUUAUUUUCAUAUGUGUA
Messenger RNA from Raphanus sativus (radish), 860 nucleotides. RefSeq lists its product as uncharacterized. Bases 6 to 803 code for a protein of 265 amino acids. The record is from RefSeq and is a predicted model, not a curated record. NCBI's taxonomy places the organism in Eukaryota, Viridiplantae, Streptophyta, Magnoliopsida, Brassicales, Brassicaceae. The transcript is spliced from 3 exons.